AUGGCCGACAAUAAGAUGGGCCCGAACCUGCAGUCUGGUGCCGGAUUCCUCGCUAAAAGGGUCCAGAAGUCUUUGAAUCGUGCACAAGAAAAGGUCCUUCAAAAACUGGGCAAAACCAUGGAGACCAAGGAUGAACAUUUUGAGGUUUGCUCACAGAACCUCCACAAACAACAGGUGGAUGGAACUAGGUUGCUUAAAGAUGUCAAGGCCUACUUUGGUGCAGUGAAAGCUUUACAUGAGACAUCCAAGCGACUGUCUCAGACGUUGCGAGAGGUAUACGAACCUGACUGGGAUGGAAUAGAGGACCUUGCUGUCAUUAUUGAAAGUGAAGAUUUACUUUGGAAUGAUUACGAAGAGAAAAUGAAUGACCAGAUUGUGCGCACCAUGGAAAACUAUACGAGUCAGUUUCCAGAGGUCAAGGAAAGAGUUUCUAAACGUGGUAGAAAGUUAGUGGAUUAUGAUUCAGCACGUCACCACCUGGAAUCGCUGCAAAGUGCCAAGAAGAAAGAUGAUGGUAAAAUAGCUAAGGCAGAGGAGGAGUUCAACAAAGCCCAGAAUGUCUUUGAAGAGAUAAAUAAUGAGCUGAGGGAGGAGAUGCCUGCUCUAUAUCAGAGCCGCAUUGGUUGCUAUGUGACUGUCUUCCAAAAUGUAUCAAAUCUGAGAGAUGUCUUCUAUAAAGAAAUGAGUGUGCUUAACAGGGAUUUGUACAACGUGAUGAAGAAACUAGAAAAUCAACAUUCUGGAAAAGCGUUCAUCAUAAAGGGUCUGAGCAGCCCCAAAAGGAAGUCAAAGAAGAGAAGGUCCUUGGCCAUCUCCAGUCCAAUCCCGUGCAACACAGCUUUCCCAGCCGAUCACAUAUCCAUCAAUUUCACAACGCAAAAUGGGGAUGCUGUUGCACCCACCUCUCCUGAACCACAAACUCAAAGCAUCUCAAGCGAUAUCAGUAGAGAAGAGGAUAGUGGCAUCCCCACCCAAAUUGGGGUCUCUUCGGACUCUGACCUUAGCUCUUGUGAUAACAGUACACACCAUAGGCAGUCAGUGUGUGUCAGCGAGCCCAGUGACAGGAGCACAAGUGAAAGUUUAGAGGAGGUGGAAGCAGAAGCUGAACUAUCUACAAAUCAAUGUGAAUCUGGUGUCUCGAAAUCUGAAGUUUCAAGUGAAGAAUCAGCCAUUCCCUCUGAUUGUGCACUUAGUGAUGCACCACACAUUCCCAACCAGGAAGACAAUGCAAGUGAAGCGCAAUCAGAGGAAGUCAAGACCAAAAAUGCACCAAUUCCUGCCCCUCGUCGAUCGUUCCGCUCGGAGAAAGAUCUUUUUCCUUCUGCAAUGGAGAACCAGGAGGAGACAAAAGGAGACUUUGACACCAAGAUGUCCGCUGGGUCACAAGAUGACUGUGAUGGUCAAUAUCCACCUGGCUUUCUCUAUAAGAGGGUAGCGCUAAAGAGCCAUGCAGAACCUGAAGGUGGCCAGCUCCAGUUUGAAGAGGGAGACAUAAUCCUGGUCUUUGCUGACACACAGAAGGAAGGUCUGGUAAGAGGGGUCAAAGAGGAGAACUGGCAACUGCACAGAGAUCUUGAAAAUCAUGCUGGGACUUUCUCAGAAGACUUCAUUGGUCCUGUUCAGGCGGAAUGA
Nerophis lumbriciformis (worm pipefish) is the source of this 1632-nucleotide messenger RNA. NCBI's taxonomy places the organism in Eukaryota, Metazoa, Chordata, Actinopteri, Syngnathiformes, Syngnathidae. The record is from RefSeq and is a predicted model, not a curated record.